AUGGCAAGACCUCGUGCGGCAAAGAUAUAUGCAUCUACAAUAGACGAACAUGGAACAGCGAAAUCAACUGGAUCAAUGCAAUCCUCUACCACUAACAACAAUGCAGAGUUUAAUGGCACAUCCAUGCCCACUUCUGUGUCCGCAGUCGGGUCAGGGUAUGUCUCGGUUUCACAAACCAACCGCAAUCAGUUGUCGCCCUCUCUUUCCAGCCAUGGCCCCGGAGCUGCAGCGAUGAUCCACAAACAGAAAGGCGGAGUCAAAGCACUCCCGCCAGGAGUUCCGGUAGGGACAAAUUUUCUCGAUGGUAUCCAUGAGCAAGGCGCCUACUCCUGGGAACCAGGAAGAGCUCCUCUUGAGCAGGACAGGCAUAGGCAGCAAGAACGGGAAAUUAGUGGUGGGGGAAGAAGGCAAUGA
Messenger RNA from Paracoccidioides brasiliensis Pb18, 414 nucleotides. RefSeq lists its product as uncharacterized. Bases 1 to 414 code for a protein of 137 amino acids. The record is from RefSeq and is a predicted model, not a curated record. The transcript is spliced from 2 exons.